Branchiostoma belcheri (Belcher's lancelet) is the source of this 977-nucleotide messenger RNA. RefSeq lists its product as uncharacterized. The transcript is spliced from 7 exons. Bases 402 to 977 code for a protein of 191 amino acids. Lineage: Eukaryota; Metazoa; Chordata; Leptocardii; Amphioxiformes; Branchiostomatidae. Gene Ontology annotation, molecular function: NADH dehydrogenase activity. The record is from RefSeq and is a predicted model, not a curated record.
GCUGCGCACACCCCUACAUACGAUUACAGAUGGUACCGUCCUGAGAAUGUAAUCGCAGCCCCGUAAGGUGAACCAUUCCUAGUGCAUUAAGGCAGGCGAAACGUGGGGCUGCACUGAUUAUAUUAUCUCAGUGAGUACGUGUACGUGUGUGUGUGUUACCGCAACCUUACGAUUCAACCUGACACUGGCGUUAGUGUCUGUACGGUGAACCUUAAGCGUACGGGCGGAGCCGGCGUCACCUUAAGGACGUGCGUACGUGUGUGACGUGGAGCAAAAAACACGGGCGGUCGCCGGACGAUUCGAACACAAAUUAAGACGACAUUACAACUGACCUUUAACAGAGACUGACCUUCAAAUCGUUAGAGGAGCUACCGGAGAGAAAAACCGUAGGUACGAGCGCCAUGGCACAGACGGCUUCUGUCUGCUUAUGCGUCAUGAUGGUUACCAUGGUGAUGAUCUUGAUGACGUCAGACGGACGAAAUGCGGAUGCGGUUUCCAUUGUAAAGAAAAAUGACGUCAGUCCCAAAGAGGGAAGAACUGCAGCCCUUCCAGCCGCCUUCAAACAGAAAAAGGAACUCAGAAAACAUUGGCAGCCCUUUGAUCAGGCGAUAUCCAAUGCUAUAGAUGAAACUGCAGAAGGAAAGACGUAUGUUGGGAGGCACCUGAUGCAGAUAUGUACAAAGACAGAAUGUGGACAGAAACACAAGAAAAUCCAUGCAGUACGGAGAGCUGUGCAGAGGAUGCUAGGUAUCAAAGCAGGCCAGACGACGUCAGAUGGGCUCAUCACGUUAUGGGGAGAAACCUGUGGAGAGCCGUGUGACAACACUCCUCCUGAUGUCAUCAUGGACGGGAUACACUAUGAGAUUCGCCGCCCCAAGGAUGUGGAGAGGAUUAUCCAGGAUGUGCGGAUGGGGCGUGACCCGGUGGCGCGCCCGCGGUGGAUCGUCAGCCACAGCUCGCUGUCUGACGCUUUGUAG